AUGUACCAGGGCCCAUAUAUAAUUCGUUGGUUUGUCAGUGCUAAUACGACGUCGUGCUUGUUUUUGUUGUGCCUCUCUCUGCUAAAUUCUUCUUCUUCCUCCUCUCCUCUGUCUCCGCCACGAAGCAGAGCUCAACCAACAAUGGCGUCGAUUCUCUCGAAGAAGCAGAAGACGAAAGAAAAAUACACCUUGAAAGAGCUCAAGUCGUUAGGUUGUGACCUACUCUCGUCUCGAGCUCACAUCAACAACCUUCCUCUCCUCCUCUCCUUCGUCUCGCCGGAUUCUCCGCCGCAGUUCGUGGUGGAAUCGCUCCUCUCCCUCCAGUCGUUUUUCACCCCUCUUCUCUCUCAGCUUCCCUCCACUUCUUCGCAUCCUUCUUCAACGAAACGCCCUCGUUCCGAAGAUGAUUCGCCAAAGACAAAUACAGCUGUAGCCGAUGACCCUGAAGAUAUCUUCAAAGCUUGGCUAAGAUCGAAAUUCGACGAGUUCGUGAAGCUUCUUCUCGAUGUUCUUGUCUCUGAACAGUCCGAAGAUACUCUAAGGGAUAUUGUUUUGGGCACAUUAAUGGAGUUUGUAAAGCUUCUGAAUGCCGGAAGAUUUCACUCUUCCAUCUACCACAGAGUACUUAAUGCUAUUAUUCACUCUGCAGUUGAUAUCGAUGUGUUCUUGGAUAUACUUACCUCAAAGUACUUCAAGUACAUUGAUGUCCGCUAUUUCACAUACAUCAGCAUGGAGAAGUUUGUGAAAACACUGGAAGCAUCAUCUGUCGUGUCUGCGGAUAGAACAGUGGUCGAAAACAGUGAGGCCGAGAAUGAUUUGAAAGAAAGCCUAGAGCUCUCUGUUCGCAAGAUCUAUCAAGUCUUAUCUCGAGUUCCACCUCCAGAAACUCCCGGGAAACAAGCUGAAAACUCCAAACACGAGAUGUGGAGUGGUUCAGAUGGAAGCAGCAGCGAGAAACCGACAGAUAAAAAGAAGAAGAAGAACAAGGAUCAAGACAGCAAUCUUCUUUCUCCGACUACAAUUGCCAAAAGGAUGAAGUUGAAGUUCACUAAAGCAUGGAUCUCAUUUCUCAGACUGCCACUUCCUCUUGACGUCUACAAGGAGGUUCUUGCUAGUAUCGACAAGACAGUUAUCCCCCAUCUAUCUAAUCCUGCAAUCGACUUCUUAACAAAAUCAUACGAUAUCGGAGGAGUUGUCAGUGUGAUGGCUCUAAGCAGUCUCUUCAUCCUCAUGACCAAACAUGGUUUGGAAUAUCCCAACUUUUACGUAAAACUCUACGCGUUACUGGUUCCUUCGGUCUUUGUGGCGAAGCACCGAUCAAGAUUUCUUCAGCUUCUUGAUGCUUGCCUGAAGUCAGCACUGCUUCCAGCAUAUCUGGCAGCUGCUUUCGCAAAGAAACUAAGCAGGUUGUCACUUUCGGUUCCUCCCUCGGGAUCGUUGGUCAUUACGGCUUUGAUCAACAACCUUAUGCGAAGACAUCCUACAAUCAACCAUCUUGUGCACCAGGAACCCGUUGAUAACGACGAUGAAGCCAAUCCAAAGACCUCCAAAAAGCUUGGUAUUGACUCUUUCAACAAUCAGGAGAGUGAUCUCAAGAAAACUGGUGCCAUGAGAAGUUCCCUUUGGGAGAUUGACACAUUGCGCCACCAUUACUGUCCACCAGUUUCAAGGUUUGUUUCAUCACUAGAAACUGAUCUAACCAUUAGAGCAAAAACAACUGAGAUGAAAAUUGAAGAUUUCAGCUCUGGUUCAUAUGCCACCAUAUUUGGGGACGAGAUUCGGAGAAGAGUAAAACAAGUUCCAUUAGCGUUCUACAAAGUGGUUCCAACAUCUCUGUUUGAGGAUUCAGAUUUUCCUGGGUGGACAUUCACCGUUCCUCAAGAGGAGGAGGGCAAAUGCUGAUAUCAAAGAGUAGCCAACUCAUGAAGUAGAGACACUGAAGCUAUUGGAAGAUAUGUGAUACGAAAUUUUGUAUUUUGGAUCCAUGAGGAUAUACAGUUUGGGAUUUUGAUUCUGAUUGUGUCGGUAGGUGUGUUAAACCUGGCUAUAUUUGCUUUAAAGUUUUAAGUUUAAAUUGGUGCAUUAUAUAAAGAAGGGAAGAUAUUAAACUUUAUCCUCUUUAAGGCAAAAGAGGAUCUUUUGUUCAGUAA
This is a messenger RNA of Thlaspi arvense, 2150 nucleotides long. The record is from the annotation of a GenBank genome assembly. Lineage: Eukaryota; Viridiplantae; Streptophyta; Magnoliopsida; Brassicales; Brassicaceae.